GCGACGCAGUAAAAUCCUCUGAAGACGAAGAAGACGAUGAGUCGUCCUCAGAGGAGAACAAACUGUCCAACGAGCUGUCCACCAGCAACGAGAAGCUGCAGACGCUGGCGCCGCAGUGGGUGAUGCCGGAGAAGAUGGAGAAGCAGCUCCACGCCGUCCCCGCCAGCCGGACCGUGAAGUUCCGGUGCCAGGCGACGGGAAACCCCGUCCCCUCUCUGCGCUGGUACAAGAACGGCAAAGAGUUCAGGAAGGACCAAAGAAUCGGAGGCUUCAAGAUCAGAGACCACAUGUGGACGCUGAUCAUGGAGUCAGUGGUUCCCUCCGAUAAAGGGAACUACACCUGCGUGGUGGAGAACGAAUACGGGAGCCUCAAACACACCUACCUGCUGGACGUCGUCG
This is a messenger RNA of Plectropomus leopardus (leopard coralgrouper), 399 nucleotides long. The record is from RefSeq and is a predicted model, not a curated record. NCBI's taxonomy places the organism in Eukaryota, Metazoa, Chordata, Actinopteri, Perciformes, Serranidae.